CAAAAUCACCAAAUUGUGACACAGCUCCCAUUGCCAACAACUGUUGUAGAUUUUUGGCGUCUGGUGACACAGUAUAAUAUCUGCAUUGUUAUAGCAUUUGAAGGAGACAGCGUUAAUGAAGAUCAGGUGAUGGACGAUACAUUUUUGUUUCUUUAUUUUUUUCUUUAAAUUUGUAAUGUAUAAAUAUUUAUUUAUGAAACUUAAUGCUAUAUCCCUUAAUUAAAAUAUGCAGAUUAAUUCAUAUAUAUAUAUACAUAUAUAUAUAUAUGUAAAUAUUUAUUUUUAGAAAAAAUGAGCUAGAAUGAUUUAAUCGUAUCAUACAAAUACAUCAAUAAAUAUUAAAGUUUCAUUUUGCUUAUUUGUCAAAUAUGCCAUUAUCAUUUAGGCUUGAACAUAAUUCUAAUUAUCUCAAAACUUCAAAUGUUUGUAAUGACGCGAGCACUGAAACAUAGUUUACAAUUUGUGUUUUUAAGUUUUCUAAAAUCUAUGUCUUUCCACACUAAAAGACUGUAGCACGUUAUCUGCCUAAAAGCGUUGACGAGCCAUUGUCCUGUACACCAUUUGAAAUCCACACUGGGCCCGUGGCAGCCGAAAGCUUUUGGGAUGAACAGAAAAUAAAAGUAUACCUUACCAAAACGAAUAAGACUGUAAGACAUGAUUAUAUUAAGUGUUGUUUCCGUUUAUCUCUAAAUAUAAAAUUAAUUGAACUUAAAUUAAUACCUUAUGUAUCGACUACCAUUUAAAUCGACAGCUAAGGCAAGGCUGCUUCCGUCUUUUGAAAAAUUUCAAUUUGGAUCUUUCUGCAAAGGGUUUAUUUUAUACCUUUUAUAAUAUUUCUGUCCUCGCUUUAAUGUUUGGUCUUGGUUAAAGCUGUAUUGUUUAUUUAAGUGUAAACGAAUUCAUGUUUGUUUUAAAGAUGUGACCAAGUUACUUCAAGUGACUUGAUUGAAACCUAAAUUUUGGAAUGAAAAAAUACAUCUCAAUUUUCAAUUCUUUAUAAGCUUUUUCAAAAACACUUUAUGAAUCAGUCAAGUCACUAAAAUUUUAACAUUUUGAAAUUCAUUUAUAUUAUGCUAGACGACUUCAAUCAGUUAGGACCAUUGAGGAAACAAACUAAAUAUAUUUUAAAGUGUAUAUUCUCAUUGCCGGUUCUCUGUUUUUUUUUUAAAUUUCUUUAAAGAUAUCCCAAUAUCGGAACCCUUAUUUGCUUUGAUGACCUUAGCCCAUUGUCCCAGUUGCCCACUCUUUCUCUGGAUGUACUUGAGUAUUUUUGUCAUAUAAUCAAACACAUUUGUUUGCAUGUCUUCGUCUCUGCGUUUUAUUAGAUGCCCAUGCUCCUGAUAGUUUUAACCAGUGCCUUGUAUUUACCAAUGUCUCCUGUACCCGUUUGACAUCAAUAACAAUUCAUAAGCGUAGACCUGUUGUUUUUUUUAGACAAUAAAGUAUCAUAAAGGCCCAUUGUAUCACGUUUUGUAAAUAAAAUCAUAAGCUUAACUUACUUUGAGAAUGUUUAAAAACAAAAUAAAAAAUAAAAAAGGUUGAUACCUUAAAAUGUUUACACUUGUUUAAAAGUUCUCGGAUUAACUGUUGCUCAAAACUUUUAAUUUGAAGUAAAACAGCAACAUGCAUAAAACUAUUAAAACUUCUCUUCCAAUAAGACCUGAAUAAGAUGGAACAUUUUAGUUUACGAGAACGUUUGGUGACUCUGCUUGACUCGACUUAUAAUUUGACAUGUUUAAAAGUACAAAAUACGAAAAUUUUAAUACUUUCAAAUAGUUUCAUUGGUUUACUUUGCUGAUAAAAAAAUAAAUAUUUGUAUUUUUUGAAGGUAGAUUUUUAAAAAAAACCAAACAUUUAUUUCUACAGAAAAGCACAGCUGAUCACAUUCUCAAACACAUCAGAUAUCAUUUAAAUGAUUUAACAACAGAAAAUUUCCUGAACUUCAUGAAGAAGAUUCAAGUUUGUGCUUGCCAGGAAGAAGGGGUUGUCCUUUACAUGUGCAGGUAA
Lymnaea stagnalis (great pond snail) is the source of this 2007-nucleotide messenger RNA. NCBI's taxonomy places the organism in Eukaryota, Metazoa, Mollusca, Gastropoda, Lymnaeidae. The record is from the annotation of a GenBank genome assembly.